Hordeum vulgare subsp. vulgare (domesticated barley) is the source of this 681-nucleotide messenger RNA. RefSeq lists its product as uncharacterized. The transcript has a single exon. Bases 205 to 444 code for a protein of 79 amino acids. The record is from RefSeq and is a predicted model, not a curated record. NCBI's taxonomy places the organism in Eukaryota, Viridiplantae, Streptophyta, Magnoliopsida, Poales, Poaceae.
CCAACCCACCACCACCGCCGUCUCUUCCGCCCAAAGUAAACUGCUUCCCCAGUAAUCAGCGACCGCAUUUAAAUGGAUAUGUACAUCUGAACCUCAGCCGCGCUCUCUAUCCAUCUACAUCUAUCCCUCGUCGUCUUCCCCAGUACUCCAGUCGUAUAGCUACGUAGAUUUCCCACCCACAACCUAGAGGCGGCGGCGGCGACGAUGGGGAAGCUGGCGAGGCUCGUCGACGGCAUCAAGACCAGGCUGAUCAGGAAGAAAGGGGAGGACCAGGAGGAGGCGUCGCCAGCGUGCUACGACAAGGUGGGCAAGACGGAGAGCAUGAGGGUGGAGAUCAGGAGCCGCCGCGCGCGGGAGCUCAUCGCCAAGAACCUCGCCGCCGCCGACUCCAUCGGCCACGGCGGCGCCGUCAAGAAGGCCAAGAAGCGCUUCUUCGCCUUCUGACCCGCCGGCAACGGAAGCCCCGUCUCUCGAUCGAUGUGUCCUUGUGGCAAGCAAGAUCGAUCUAUCCGUCUUUUUCUCCCCUGUGUGAUGAUUCAUUACUUGCUCGAUUAGCUCCCUGCCUGCAGUUGAUCAUGAUCAUGUGUUGCAAAUAUGAUUAUCUCCUCGAACAUUAAGAUGUAAUCCAUGCAUGUGUUGUUCUCUGAGCUCUGACAUAUAUAUGUUGUUCGCCUUCAUAUC